This is a messenger RNA of Racocetra persica, 213 nucleotides long. The record is from the annotation of a GenBank genome assembly. NCBI's taxonomy places the organism in Eukaryota, Fungi, Glomeromycota, Glomeromycetes, Diversisporales, Gigasporaceae.
CUUGACAAUUUAACUUACAAAUGUUGUUGUAACAAAGACCAAAUAGAAGAAAGAAGAAUGACCUACCAUAGUAGAAGGAGAACCCAUCAUUGUUGUAAUUGUUGUAUACUUCAGCAACUUGACAAACUAUACAAAUUAGAAGAAAAACUUGCUUGUACUGCUUGUUAUAAAACUUACUAUAAAGCUCUUAACCCAGAAGACCCCAGAAGCUAG